This is a messenger RNA of Gopherus flavomarginatus (Mexican gopher tortoise), 1449 nucleotides long. RefSeq names its product coiled-coil domain containing 34 (gene CCDC34). The coding region runs from base 137 to 1120 and encodes 327 amino acids. The record is from RefSeq and is a predicted model, not a curated record. Lineage: Eukaryota; Metazoa; Chordata; Testudines; Testudinidae. The transcript has 6 exons.
AUAGGAGGAUGGAAGGGGUGAGAAUUUUGGCUAAUGGUGGGGCCCUAGUUUAAGGGCAAGAUCCAUUGGUGACAGUCCUAUGAACAGGCACUGCCCUUAUCCUAUUAACUUCUCCUGACAGGUAUUUACUGCCUCCAUGCUCAGUGCUUGGCCCAGGAGUAGGAGGAGGAGGGUUGCCUGUUCCAGUCCUCCAUCCCCAACCAGCUCUGAGGAUGAGCAGCCUUUGAGCUCCUCUACUUACUCCUUGCUCUCCCCCACUUACCAUCAGAGCUUUCGGAGCUGCAGUGUGGAGGAAGAUGAUAGGGAGGAAACAGCACUAUCAGCUAGGGAGCAAAGAACCUUCAAGAGGAAUAAACACAAUAGUAAUGCUGAAAGCUGUAAUGUAACAGAAAAGAAAAAGCAGUCACCUCUGGCAGAUAAUCUUUCACCAUGGGAAGAAUGGUUCAUUUGCAAAGAGAGAGAGCUACGUGUCCGCCUACAAGCCAGAGCUUUAGAGGAAAUGAAUUUACAACUGGAGAAAAGAAAAGAAAAGCAGGAACUUGAAAGGAAAAAAAAGAUUGCUGAAGAGAAGCACAAGGAAUGGGUUCAGAAAAAGAAUGAAGAGGAAAGAAGGGAAAAGGAACGAAAGCUCAUCAAAAAAAUGGCAGAAAAAGCAGCGAGAGAUCUAGAGAGAAUCCAGUUGCAGGAAAAAGCUAAAGGAAAGUAUAAAGAAUGGCUAAAGAAGAAAAGGGCUGAAGAGUCCGAGAAGAAGAAGAAAGAGGAGGAAAAGGAACAAAAAAGGGUAGCUGAAUUACAGGAGAAGAAAGAGAAAUCAGAGAAGAUCUUUAGAGAGUGGCUGCAGAAUGCUAGAAAUAAGCCCCGUCCAGUUUUACAUGGUUAUGGCUAUACCAAUGGGAAACUUUCAGGAUAUCCUGAAAGAAAUUCAUAUCCAGCUCCAGCCUAUUGUAACCCUAUUCCCUGGAAACCAAUUCAUGUGCCACCUCCUAAGGAAGACAAGAAUGUUACAGUGAAAAAAAAUAAGAGACCUAUAUCCAGUCAGUCAUACAGGUCCUCAUCUAUGGUAAUCCAUAAACCCAAGAACAAUCUUUGUAUUGGAUCAUUGCACAGAAAACAAAGAUAACGUUUUUAUUAGCUUGAUUUAACUAGGUUUUAAAGUACAAAAGUUAUUUCUUGGUUAAGUGUUUCUUUAAAUGUUAAAAAAAUAGUGUUGAGAGACAAAAUUUUAUCAUCUUUUAACGGUUGUGAUUGUUUAAUGUUAGCUAAGGAAUAUCUUUUCCAAAGACUUUUUAACUCAGUUAUUUUAACACUUAGAAAAUUAUCUUUUUUAAAUAUGUGAACCAGUUUUUUUAGUCCCUUAAGUGACCUUUAUGUUUGUUUAAAAUUUUUUUAUAUGUAAUCAGUUAUAUUGCAACCACUUCUUCUUGAUAUCAAUAAAACAUUAGUGAUUAA